AUGCACAGCCCUAAAACUUCAAAUAGCAGAGGCCAAAUUUCAAAUUUUGCUCGUCCCAAAAAAGGCGGAUCGCUGGCAAGACAGCCAAGGAUAACUUUAAACGGACAUCGCCUCCGCAUCACUCCAGUGCUGAAAUAUCUAGGAAUUAUCUUCGACACCAAAUUAAACUGGAUCCCCCAUGUGCUGGAGCUGAAAAAGAAAACUGCAAGAUUAGCCCAACAACUAAGAUAUAUGCAGGGCUAUAAAUGGGGUCUCAAUCCCUAUAUCCAGAAAACGCUUUACACAACAGUAGCCGAGAAAGUUAUAACUUAUGGAGCGGCUGUUUGGUCAGCGCCUAUGCAGGGCCGCAAAGUCAAGCAUCUACUUAGCAUACAAAGGCCUUUUCUCCUGAAUGUCACCAAGGCCUUCCGAACAUCCCCUACAAAUGCGUUAUGCGUACUAGCGGGAUUGCUACCGCUCCAUCUGAGCGUAGAAAAGGAAGCAGCCUAUCAGGAGAUCACUCAACUUGGCAAUCUAACCACCUUCAGAGACGAGCUAUACUCACCAGCCGAAUUUGAACAAAAGAUGAUACGCCUUGCCGAUCACCCCUCAACGCAGGGACAGGGAGUAAAGAUUAGCAUCAAGCAAAACACCAAUGUAAAGGAAGAUGAUCUAGUCUAUUAUACCGACGGGUCAAAACUAGAUGAAAAUACAGGUUGCGCCUAUGUUGCCCUCAGACAGCAAAGCACAAUAGCACAAUGGAAAGGUCACCUGGACACAAACAACAGCGUGUUCCAGAGUGAAGUAAUGGCCAUCAAACAAGCUCUACUUACGAUAAUCCAACAGCGGCAAAGAGACAGCUUCAUUAUAACAGACAGCCUCUCCUCGCUGUAUGCAAUUGUGAACCCUGUGCACAGCUCCCCACUGAUUGCAGAGAUUCAGACACAUCUGCGCGACCACAGCCAUCUGAACACCAGGAUAGAAUGGACCAAGGCCCACGGGGGGGAACGAGAAAAAUCAAAUUGA
Stegodyphus dumicola is the source of this 1005-nucleotide messenger RNA. RefSeq lists its product as uncharacterized. The record is from RefSeq and is a predicted model, not a curated record. Lineage: Eukaryota; Metazoa; Arthropoda; Arachnida; Araneae; Eresidae.